Messenger RNA from Homarus americanus (American lobster), 4263 nucleotides. It is a transcript of the gene AlaRS, whose product is annotated as alanine--tRNA ligase, cytoplasmic-like. Gene Ontology annotation, molecular function: alanine-tRNA ligase activity; ATP binding; nucleic acid binding. Gene Ontology annotation, biological process: tRNA modification; alanyl-tRNA aminoacylation. Gene Ontology annotation, cellular component: mitochondrion; cytoplasm. The record is from RefSeq and is a predicted model, not a curated record. The transcript is spliced from 2 exons. The coding region runs from base 149 to 3751 and encodes 1200 amino acids. Lineage: Eukaryota; Metazoa; Arthropoda; Malacostraca; Decapoda; Nephropidae.
UUUUCGUGGAUUAUUGUGUGGAAAACUAUAAAUUGUGGCUUGGCCGCCUGUGGUGUUUAGACGACCAGGUGGAACGGAGACUGUCAUUGGGCAGUGCUGCCGCUUAAUUCUUUAUUUCCAUCUAAAGUCUUUCAUAUAAUAAGGCAACAUGAAGAGUGCAGAAGUGAGGCAAAUGUUCUUUGACUACUUCCAGAAGAAACACAACCACAUUUAUCAGCACAGCUCCCCAACCAUUCCCCAUGAUGACCCUACCCUGCUCUUUGCUAAUGCAGGCAUGAACCAGUUUAAGCCUAUCUUUGUAGGCAGUGUGGAUCCCAACAGUGACAUGGCCAGCCUCGUGCGAGCUGUCAACUCUCAGAAGUGCAUCCGUGCCGGUGGAAAACACAACGACCUGGAUGAUGUUGGCAAGGAUGUCUAUCACCACACUUUCUUUGAAAUGUUGGGUAACUGGUCCUUUGGGGAUUACUUUAAGAAAGAGGUAUGUUCUUGGGCUUGGGAUCUCCUAGUAAACUGGUACAAGCUGCCUGAAGACUGCCUGUAUGUUACAUAUUUUGGUGGUGAACCAAAACAGGGCCUUCAGCCAGAUUUGGAGUGUAAACAGAUCUGGCUAGACAUAGGUGUGAAAGAGAAUCGUAUAUUGCCUGGAGAUAUGAAGGAUAACUUUUGGGAAAUGGGUGACACUGGUCCUUGUGGCCCGUGUUCUGAAAUUCACUUUGACCGUAUCGGUGGACGCCACGUUCCUCAUCUCGUCAACAUGGACGAUCCUGAUGUAUUAGAGAUAUGGAAUCUGGUGUUCAUGCAGUUCAAUAGGGAAUCGGAUGCAUCACUAAGGCCGCUACCUAAAAGACACAUUGACUGUGGCAUGGGCCUGGAACGCCUUGUAUCUAUUCUUCAGCACAAAAAUUCUAAUUAUGACACUGAUCUUUUUGUACCCAUUUUUGAAGCUAUCCAGAAAUCAUCAGGUAAUAGACCUUACUCUGGUAAAGUUGGGAAAGAUGAUGUUGAUGGUAUCGAUAUGGCUUAUAGGGUGUUGGCCGAUCAUAUCCGAACUCUGACGAUAGCUUUGUCUGAUGGUGGCAUGCCCGACAAUGUAGGAAGGGGUUAUGUUCUACGCAGGAUUUUGAGGCGAGGUAUCCGUUACGCUUCAGAGAAGCUAGGAAUGAAACCCGGAAUGUUUGCCAAUCUUGUUGAUGUAGUGGUUGAGUCACUACAGAAUGCAUUCCCGGAGGUUUCUAAAGAUCCAGAGUUUAUUAAAGAUGUGAUCAAUGAAGAAGAACUACAGUUUCUGAAAACGUUAGACAGGGGACAGAAAUUGUUGGGUCGCACAAUAUGUAAGCUGGGUGGUGUUCAGGUGGUGCCGGGCGACGUGGCCUGGAGACUAUACGAUACUUAUGGAUUCCCAGUUGAUCUUACUCAGCUAAUGGCAGAAGAAAGAGGCCUGACUGUUGACAUGGGAAUCUUUGAAGAAUGUAAGAAAGCUGCUCAGGAAAAAUCAAGAGGAGGGAAUAAGGAUAAGGAUAAUUCCUUUAGAUUAGAUGUUCAUGCCAUUGAAGACCUCAAGAACAAGAAAGUGCCUUUUACUGAAGACAAUUUAAAAUACAAAUACUCAGCAGGAGAAUCUCCAGAGUCAAAAUAUGAAUUUCAGUUUUGUUGUGGAAAAAUUUUUGCCAUUAAAUACGACAACCAAUUUGUAGACAGAGUUACAUCUGGUAAUAGGUGCGGCAUCAUUCUCGACAAGACCUGCUUUUAUGCCGAGAGUGGUGGUCAGAUAUAUGAUGAAGGGUUUAUGGUCAAAAUCAACGAUGAAGAGACAGAAUUUAAAGUUGAGUCAGUAGAGGUUAAGGGUGGCUAUGUUUGCCACAUUGGUGUUGUGGAAGGUACAUUAAAUGUUGGGGACGAUGUAAACCUGAGUUAUGAUGGAGAACGCAGAAGACACCUCAUGAAUAACCACACAGGCACACACAUUCUCAAUUUUGCUUUACGACAAGUCCUUACUGCAGAGGCAGACCAGCGGGGCUCCCUAGUAGCUCCUGAUAGACUUCGAUUUGAUUUUUCUAACAAAGGCGCCAUGACUGUAGAUCAAGUGAAGAAAACAGAAGAGAUUGCCAGAGAAAUGGUUAAAGAAAAUAAGUUGGUGUAUGCAAAAACUGCACCUCUCACACAGGCAAAAAAUAUCCAGGGUCUGCGUGCAAUUUUUGGAGAAAUGUACCCGGACCCAGUGAGAGUGGUUUCUGUAGGUAUUCCAGUUGAAACUUUAGAGGCUGACCCUGCAAGUCCAGCUGGAAAUAAGACCAGCAUUGAGUUUUGUGGAGGAACACAUCUCCACCGCACUGGACACAUAAGAGACUUUGUCAUUCUCAGUGAGGAAGCGAUUGCAAAGGGGAUCCGGCGCAUUGUUGCUUUAACUGGUACAGAAGCCAUUAAAGCCUUAAACAAAGCUUCACACCUUGAGAAUGAGGUCAGUAAGCUCAAGAAAAGGAUAGAAGGAAAUAGUCUUCCAUUCAAAGAAGUUGUUCGUCUUCUCACUGAAAUGUUAACGGAUAUCAACCAUGCCCAUAUCCAGCACUGGAAGAAGGAAGAGUUGCGUAAGACAGUUGAAGCCAUCAAAAAAGUUCAGGGUGAUAGUGACAGAGCACGAAAAACAGCAGUAUCAAAGGAAGCCAUUCAAAUUACAAAGAAUAUGCUGGCAGCUAACACCAACAUCCCUUACUUAGUGACUGAAAUCAAAGCUUUUGCACAGAAUAAGGUAAUUAAUGAUGCUUUGAAGGAGGUAAAAAAUGGACCUCCAUCUCUGUUCAUUAGCACCGAUGAAGAUACCGGAAAAAUUCUCGCCAUGGCUUCUGUUCCAAAAGAUGUUGUUGCCAAAGGUUUAAAAGCUGAUGAAUGGGUUAAGAAUAUGACUACACUCCUGAAUGGUAAAGGUGGUGGCAAACCCGAGUCAGCUCAGAUCAGCGGUACCAAUGUAAAAGCUCUGAAGGAGGCUCUAGUGGUUUCAGAGAAAUUCGCACAAGAGAAAUUAGGUUGUGAACCAGUCCUGCUAGCUGCUCCCCAAGCACUUGCUUCUGUUUUUAGUCAAUUCAAGGAAACUAAGGAUAAGGAGGAAAAAGAUUUGAAGAAAACUGUACAAAAACAAGUUGGUGAGGCAGUGACAGAUGGAGUUGUGCUUCACACUUACCCCAACAACAUUCGUGCAUUUCCAAGUCUAAUAGCUGCUGAAUAUUCUGGGAAGGGAGUCACAGUUUCUGAGAAUUUCAAGGCUGGAGCUUCAAAUAUCACUGAAAAUUAUAUUUCUCAGUUUGGCUCCAGUGUAGUGCCUGCCUUAGAAACUCCGCAUGGCUCCAUGGUAGGGAGUAUAGCUCCAGCUUGGUAUCUUGCACCAGAUGCCCUUAAGGGGUCUAGUUAUGUUGACCAAGGGCAAGUAUUAAGUUGGAUGUCAACUGCCGACUCACUAUUGCUGCCUCUUGUGUGCUCAGGAAUGAUUUCUCCGACUAAGACAAAAAAAGCCGGUGCUGGUGAAGCAGCCAUGAACGAGCUGCAGAAACUUAACGUUUACCUUCGGGAUCACACCUUCUUAGUCGGGGAGAGGGUGUCACUCGCUGAUAUCAGUGUGUUUGCUUCGCUGAUACCUGCUUUUCAGAAUGGGUUGGGCGCUGCUGCUAUGAAAAAAUUACCUUGCCUGAAUCGUUGGUUCAACACCAUUUUACACCAGCCUCAGGUUACUCAAGUUGUUGGUUCUCUUACUAUAAAAUAGCCAGUGUAAUGUAUAGUACAGUAUGCUAAUCAAAGAAACUCCAGUGACUGAAAUGCUACUUUAAACCAGUCAUAAUUAUGUUGUACAAAAAUGGAAAAUUAUGUUCAGUGCUUGAGGUACUGUAUUGAAAUAUUAAUGGUUAGAAUUGUUAUAUUCUUGAAAGUGUAUACACUGUUUUCUUAUUAUAUGUUAAAAAAUUUAAAUGACGUGAGUCAACAACAAUUCAAUAGAUUAAUUUGCAAAAUGGAGAAACUAUAAUCUAUAACAGAAUCUUCAGUUGGGAAUAACCAGGGAAAAUUUGAUCAACCGUCUGUCACUCCUAAAGCACUUUGUGGUCUCAAAUUUAUCUGAAGUAUUUGUUAUAACUGGAAUCUGAAAUUUUAUAAGGUCAAAUACAAAAUUAGUAGUUCCCUGUACUUAUUUUUUUUAAGGUAAAGGAUAUCUAGAAGGUUGUUUUAUUACUGUUGAUACACCACGAAUAUAUCAGUUUAAUAAAUAAAGUAAAAAAAAUA